GCAGUGCGCGAGUCGCCGCCGCCUGCCGCGCCGCCGCGAUGGCCGCGCCGCGCUGCGACCGCUGACCGCAGCGACAGCGACCGACCGCGCCCGCCGCCCGACGCCCGCAUACUCGCGCCGCUCCGACUCUCGCCCCACACCUCGCCGCGCCGCCGCUAGGUAAAGUAUCCGGCGACCUUGCGCCCGCCGCUCGCCGUCUAGUAGAGCAGGCCUGCCGCGUGCUGUCCCGCGCUUUGUCGUGCGGAGUCGCGACGCGCACCGGCUAGCGCCCCCCGCCCGUCCUCUGCCAGUACAUGACGAUACAUAGGUAAAGUUAACACGACGAUUGUCGACGUUACCCGGGUUAUCUCACCGUGCCACCUUCGGAAGGACUGAACCCUCGUUAAUUCGGUUGUGUGGGCGACCCGUCACCGACGGUCGGUUGUUGCGCAUCUGACUGCUCUGAUGCUCCAUCGAUGGUAGCCGCAUCCUUUGGUCAGUCGUGGGGGAGCUGGUCCGUAUUAGGGAGUAUCGCACAGCAUGUACGACGGCACAGUCCAUGGGAUCAGAAGUGCCUCUAAUAAGGCGCCUGUCGCUAUGCAGAGCCGUGCUACCCCUCAGAAAUGAGGUGUCGGGGGCGCAGCGAGGGCGCGAGCGGCAUGCGGCCCCGGCGGCAGACGCCAAUGGAGGUCGGCUAGCGGCGCGCGCGCAUCCCCCGCGCCCGCGCGCCCCUCCCCGCCCCGCCGACGCCAUGGACCCCGCUGACGUGCCGAGACACCGACCCCUCGCCUUCGAUAAGAUGGAAAGUUUGAUAAAAGAAAUGCAAGAUCCAGAAACAGGAGUACCAGUGCGAAGCCAGAAACUUUUUCUCAGUGUUAUUCCAUCUGCUUUUAUGGGUUAUGAUCUUGUCGAAUGGCUAAUGGAACGGUUUAAUCUCGAUGAGACCAGCAACGUUGAAGCAAUAAACUUAGCCAAUCAACUCUGCCAAUAUGGCUACUUCUUUCCUGUCAACGAUUUGAAAAAUCUUGUGUUAAAAGAUGACUCUUCACUUUAUAGAUUUCAAAGUCCAUACUACUGGCCUUGGCAAGCGCCACGGGUAGCAGGAAGUGGUUCAAGCGCACCAACGUUGGGUCCAGACAACGUUGAGUACGCAAUAUACUUAGUCAAGCGGACCUUGCGGAACAAACAACGGCAUGGCCUCGAAGAAUAUGAGCAGGAGGCACUUACCAACCUGAAGAAGAACCUUGCCGCCAAAUGGGACUUCAUCACCAUGCAAGCGGAAGAACAGGUUCGAUUGGCAAAAGAUCGUAAAAAAGGUGACAAGAUAGUGAGUGACAGUCAGGAGCGAGCGUACUGGCGCGUGGCCCGGCCUCCACCGGGUGUACCCAGCGCACUGGAGCCGUGCCCAGUACCAGUGCGAGUGAGACAUCCGAGACCGAAGAAACGGACAAUACAACAACUCACUAGGGAGAUCGAACAUCUAAAAGCGAGCCUGGACCGUACGAGAGUGAAGACUUCAAUUGCCCUCGAGGCCUUAGUGGCCUACUCGGAGACCUUCGCUCCCUACGAUCCCUGGCUCACUCCACCGCAGCCCUCAAAUCCUUGGGUCAGCGACGACACCCUCUUUUGGCAAAUUAACAGCCCUCUAGUGGAGGUGCCAAGUGAAAAGCGUGUGCAACGCUGGGCACUGUCAAUAGACGAACUAGUGUCUGAUCCCACGGGCCUGCAGGAGUUCACAAGUUUCCUACGCAAGGAGUACUCUCACGAGAACAUUCGCUUCUGGCUAGCAGUGAUGGAUCUGAGACGCAGUAGCACCAAGCAAAUACCCAAGAAGUUGGAAGAAAUCUAUGAAGAAUUUCUAAAGCCCGGUGCGCCUUGUGAAAUAAACAUCGACGGCGCAACAGCUGAACGUGUGAUGGAAGGUCUGAAGUCUGGUUCACGGUAUGCGUUGGACCACGCCGCCGACCACGUCUACGGGCUGCUGCUGAAGAAGGACUGCUACCCGCGCUUCGUGCGCUCCGAUCAUUUUCAACGGCUACUGACUGAAGGACGAAACGUACAUCAAAAGAAGGCCAAAUUCUUCAACUUUGGUGGGCAAGUGAAGAAGAAGCCAGGUUCGACUAGCGGCAGUGCCGGUCCGGCGCUGCAGCGGCGACGCGGCUCUGAUCGCUCGCUGUCGGGCUCCGCGCACGAGCUCGCCGUGUGUGCCGCGCAACCGCCGCGACCGCCCGACCCACCGCCACACAGUCACAGCCAAUCUAACCUCGCUGAUAUACCUUUCCGGGAUCCUCUCGACGACGAUACGGCUGACGUUCUACCUUGGGAGAGUUCAUCCCGGGAAGGCGUUGGCUGUGCGGCGACCCGGCGGCGGCAAGAUUCGACCGCCGACUCGGGCAGUUCCUCGUCGGACGUGAGCGCGGCCGUGGCGGUCGCCGAGCGGACGCGGCGUCUGCCGCAGCAGAGCACACUGGACGGUGGCUUGCGAGGUGCCCCGCCUCCGUUGCGCCGUCUGUCGGCCGUGGAACCACGCCACCUCGCGCCCCUCGGCUCCCCUCCGCACUCCCCCCGCCCGCCGCGGCCCGCCCCCGCUCCGCCGCCACCCGUCGCCCCGCCCCACCCGACGCCCACUAUCAGCGUCAGCUCCGCGCCCGACGACGAGUCCGCCGACUCGCCGCCCGGCACCGCCUCGCCGGACGAGCCGCGCUCUAUAGCGCACUCCGACGAGCCGUCCUCGGUGUUCGCGUCCGCGGACGUGACGCCCACGGAGCCGACGCGGCCCCCGUUCCGGGCGCUCGACGAUCGCAUCACGUCCGCCGGCGACCGGCUCCCGGAGCUCGGGGACGAUGUGAGAACUGACGAAUCGCGAGUGCGUGUGACCGUGUUAUCGAAAACUGAAUCGGAAUCUCGCGACGAUUCCACCGCAUCCGGUGCGAUGUCUGACUCUAGAGACUCUGAAAGGACGAGGUCGUCCGAGGACGACGUCGUUUCGGUGCGAGGAACGCUGUCCCGGGAACCGUCAACGAUGAAAGAAACCAGUCCGGCCUCAAAUAAAAAUAUUAGUAGCAAAAUCGGCGAUCUUCCAGAGUGGCCGGUGCGAGGGGCCGGUGCGCCGUCGGAGCCCUCCGUCCGCGCCCACGCGGCGGCGGCGGCGGCUGCGGCGUCGGCGGCGAGUAUCGCCGCGCCGGUGCCCCCGCAGCCGUCGGUAGCGCCGCUCGCCGUGUGCGAGGACAUCGGGGUGGACGACGACAACGUAGACAAAGUGCCUUCGGCGCCCCUGCAAAGGGUCUCGACAGUUUCCGAGGCGGAGUCCGAGCCGGACGCGACGAAAAAAAUUGCUCAUAAAGACGAACUGUCGUCGGUCACUGAAUCUAAUAUUGUUAAGCGUGAUAAUAAUAAAAGCGGCAUCGGUGAGCGUAAGCAGCGGAACGACAUUUGUCCCUGGGAGGACGAGUAAGUACUCGAAUUCCUGUGAGAGUGAUGCUCCAUUUGUUAAAACUUAUGCAACGCUGGGUUAUUUAUAAUUUUUGUAGAUGAUUAUCAAUAAUGUGUUAAUACGGGCAGGGUUAAAAAAAAAGAAAAUUUAAUUUUUUAUCUUAGAGUUUUUGUUUAAUUAAGUAUCACAGAGUUAGGCCAUUAUUAUGUAAUUAUAAUGAAUAUUUUAAAGUAAAUGAUCGUUAAUUAUUAG
Messenger RNA from Diatraea saccharalis (sugarcane borer), 3664 nucleotides. Lineage: Eukaryota; Metazoa; Arthropoda; Insecta; Lepidoptera; Crambidae. The record is from the annotation of a GenBank genome assembly.